Molecule: messenger RNA, 3265 nt
Organism: Patiria miniata (bat star)
Lineage: Eukaryota; Metazoa; Echinodermata; Asteroidea; Valvatida; Asterinidae
Exons: 9
Coding region: 102-2468 (788 amino acids)
Molecular function (GO): zinc ion binding
Source: RefSeq, a predicted model, not a curated record
UGAUUCUGUGUGAAUUUAUUACAGGUCAUAGUUUCAACUUCCAAGCAGACACAGUGGCAGUAGCAACACACCAGCUUCAACUGCUGACAAAUCUUGGAGACAUGUCAGAGAGAGAACCAAAAAGUUACAGUGACUCUAGUCCGGAACUACAUCAAGCAACGACUUCAUGUAUCACUGAAGAUAAUCAAAAGGACACAAGCACCAGCUUGGAACAUUUAAAAGGUGAGGCACCUGAACCCAAUAAAGAAACUGACUCUGUCACAGAAGGCAGCAAGAAAGCACCCCAGUGCCGUUUCUUUAAGAAAGCUGGCAAGUGUCGCUAUGGAGAUGGAUGCAGGUUUGCUCACGAGAUCGCAUCACCGGCAGCAGCUCAGAAUGAGGAGGCAUCGGCAGGAGGAAAUGUUGAAGGAGAUGAGCAAGAUGGCCAGAACAAGACGUCAUCUCAAGAGAAGUCGUCUUCUGGCAACAGGGAGCAGAAUGUCUGUCGCUUCUUCUCACGCACAGGAUGGUGUCGCAACGGCAACAGAUGCAGAUUCCUUCACGAGAGGGUGAAAACUGAGGCCCAGUCAAAACCUGAUCAAGUCAACGCAUCAGAAGAUGCCAAUGCAGAAAGUCCUAAGGAAGUUCCCCAAGGCGUAACAUCCAAUUCGAAGGCAGAGGAUGACAAAAAGAAGCAAGCAAAGCCUAAGAAGAUUUGUCGGUACUUCAAAGCCGGACACUGUAAUGCGGGAGAUCGAUGCAAGUUCUCUCAUCAGAGGGUUGAGGGUUCGUCAGAACCCAGAACUCGGAGAAAUCCUGUCAAAUCCAAAGAUGAAAGGCACGCAAUGGCGCGUCCCGACCCCAUCCAGGAAAGUAUGAAGAUAGCUGAUCUGGGCGAGGAUGACAUGCAGCGGCUGAGAGAGAUAGAGAUCGCCCAAUUGACGAAGCGAUUCCUUGGUGAUCAGAUGACUCCGGUUGAGACAGAAGGAGCUGAAACUGUCUACAGAGUCACCAUCAACCCUACUGACCCAGAUUGGCCCUACGAUAUCCAGGACUUUGAGUUUGAGGUGAUGUUUCCUGCAAGCUACCCUGCAGAUCCAUUCACAGUCUCAAUGCCAGAGGAUCAAGUGCUUCCUAACUCCAUGCUGACGCACAUGCAAGAGAGCAUUGUGGAAUGGAUCCUUGCCAGGCACGGCACCAAUCAGAUCGCUGGCAAAGUGGAGCUGAUGUUCCGUCCGUUCCUGAGAUGGCUGGAUAGAAGUCUGGAGAAGCUGUUCACCGAGGCAGCUAAGCAGUUCAAGAAAGUUGUUUAUGCCAAGGCAGCAGGCAUAGAGUUUGUUCCCUACGCCAAGCAGCAACCGUCCGAACCUCGAGAUAUCAGACAGUACUAUGACAUCAAUCAUCCUAAUGAAGCAGAGGGGGUGAUGAUCAAAGAAGGAACACCCCUUGACCAAGAACCCAACACGGCAAGUGAUGCACAAUCCGCUGAUACAGUAACCAGAGGCACGCCCUCUAAAGAAACGCCCAGCGCAGCUGUGGACAAAACGGAAGGGGGACCGGAUGCUAAGGCUUCUGAAGGAAAGGAUCCCAACAAAUACGCCGACUUGUUUAACGUCCAGCGCCGCGGCACGGAGAUCAAAUUCAGCAAGAUUGAGCUGUCCGAGAGCAUCUCUACUUUGGUCGCACAAACCGUCGGCGUUGUCAUCCAGUGCUCACGCUGCAAGAACCGCUGCGAUGUCAUCACGCCACCCAAGCGUGUCAACAUGGCCCGCUGCGGCAAGUGCCAGCACCAGCAGCUGAUGACGUACAGGCAGAGUCUCAUCCAUCACUUCACUGCGACCCUGGGAUUCCUGGACCUGGAAGGCUGUACGACCUUUGACCUCAUUCUGGCUGAGUGCGAGUUUACUCUGGGUUGCCUCAACUGCUCUGAGGAAACCAAAGUCACGGGGUUGCAGUUUGGUCAGAGUAGAACCACAUGGUGUGAGAAAUGCCACACCAAGAUGACCUUGCUGUUGGAGACAGCUAAAUUCCAUCAACUGCAAAUACAAGGAAUGGAAACACAUGCCGGGCAGAAGGCCCACGUUAUCCAAGUCAAGCAGCUUCGCAACCAGGCGCACCCAGACAUCCACGAGGGUCACCCGCUGCCAAACAACGGCGCUUGCAAGCACUACAAGAAGAGCUUCCGCUGGUUCCGCUUCCCCUGCUGCGGCAAGUGCUACCCCUGCGACGAGUGCCACGACGAGAGCGAGACGGACCACGAGAUGAAGUAUGCUACACGUAUGAUCUGUGGCUUCUGCUGCAAGGAACAGCAAUACAGCCCUGACAAGCCCUGUAUUUCAUGCCAGUCAAUGACUACCAAGGGACGCACAACUCACUGGGAAGGCGGUUCAGGAUGCCGCAACAAGAUCAAGAUGAGCAGGAACGACAAGCAGAAGUACUCCAACACUAACAAGACCGUCUCAAAGAAACAACAGAAACUAGCAGAAUGACAAGAAAGAUUUUUAACAACCCUUCCUCGGCAUAUGUAAAAAUUCAGUUCUUAAGCGAUUCGUUAUUGCCAACAUUGAAUUUAAUUUACAUGUGUAUUGCAAAAUGGUUUGUGCUUUGAACACAUUUGCUUCCUGAAUGAACUCUAGACUGAAAUAACAAAAUAUUUACCACAAUGGCAUUCUAUAUUUUGCGACAAAUAACUGUGAAUAGUGUGACUGUUAAAUUUGUGAAAGAAAAAUUGUUAUUUCUUGUACAUACAUUGUGUAUUAACAGAUGAAGUUUGGUUUGUCUUGAAAAUAAAGGGGAAAUUGGCAAUGGUUGCCAAGAUAAUUAUUCCACAUUUGACAAAGACAUAUUUUAUGUUGUCAUUUCACAAUUAUUUUUUGUUUAAAUGUUUAAUGAACACAAUUGUGUGGGGUACAAUGGACAAGGAAGAGAUUAAUUGUGUAAGAAGGGGAAACAGUAAGUUUAUUUAAAAGAUUUUAGAAGUGUUGUUUCUUAAACACAAAAUGGAAUCUACAUGAUGGUUUCAAGUGUCUUUUUCUGUUUCAUCCAAACAAUUGCGAAUCUGAUUGAUGUCAGAGAAAACAAAUCUUAAGUUAUUUCUGUGAGAAUUUACCUUCAAAGCGAAAAUUUAAACAAAUAAGUGUAUUUUUGUGAACCAAUAAAAGUUUCAAUAAAUUAGUUUUCACAGAAAAUUUCAAUCUGUCAAAUUUUGUACGGAUAAGAAAGGCGUCAGAAUUAUUUUAGUAAAGUGGGGGACUAGAGUUGUUGGACGUCAACAGAUAGAUUGCAU